Molecule: messenger RNA, 1113 nt
Organism: Tetrapisispora phaffii CBS 4417
Lineage: Eukaryota; Fungi; Ascomycota; Saccharomycetes; Saccharomycetales; Saccharomycetaceae
Gene: YSC83
Product: Ysc83p
Exons: 1
Coding region: 1-1113 (370 amino acids)
Source: RefSeq, a predicted model, not a curated record
AUGUCAAGUGAUAAGGAUAUAAUAGAUCAAGUAUUUGACACAGGUUAUUCAGUGUUGAAUAAGGGUGCAAACAUUGCGAAUGUUGUAAAAUCAGAAGUACUAAACAAAUUAGAUUGGAAGCAUGCUACUAAAGAUUAUUCGCCAGUUCUAGUUAAUGUUUCUGAUUUGGAUGAUAAGACUAUACCUUUCUUGAAUAAUUUCAAUUUUGACACUAUUAGAACUUCAAUCAGUAGCACCAGUAUCCCUAAGCUUGCUCUUUAUUUGGGUAUUUCAACCACUUCAAUAGUUUUAUUUUGGAAAACUGCAAAGCUAUUAACUGUUCCUGAUUACUUACCACAAUUAGAAAGAGAAUGUGUUCUAGUUUUUGGUGACGUUAGAGAUCCUAUUGUGAGAGGUCAAGUGAUGGAUUUGUAUAGAAGAAGAUAUAUUGUAUUCGUGUGCUCUAAACAUGCAAAACAGUACAAAGAAAAAGAAGAAGAGGAUGACUUUAUGCAUCACAUUGACCCUACAUCAUCUAAUGACUUGUCAUAUUUUAUUGAUUUCAUCAAUAGGCCACAAGGAGAACCAAUAAAAUUAGUGUCCAUUUUGUUUAUGCCCAACCUAUCUUACUAUCCAGAUGGAUUUCAACCAACUUCCAAAUUAGAGAAAGAAUUCAAUUGCAAUGUAUUAAUACACUAUAAUGCUUUGAUGAAAAUAGUACCAUAUUUUGAGAAUAAAUCUAAGCAAUGCAUCCUUUUCAACCCAUCAUUGUCAUAUAACCUUAAUCUAUCGACCAACCCAACAGAGCUUUUGAUUUCAAGUUUGAUGAAUGGCGUUAAAAAAAACCUAGAAAAUGUGAGUAAUUUGACGGUUUAUACAGUAAAUAUUGGGAUUCUGAAGAUUGGGGGUCAGGCUUCCAACUAUAAAUAUCUUAAGACGCAAGGUUCAAAUAUAAAUGAUGCGAUGCUUUUGCCAAUAUACAAAUUAAUAACCCAUCAUAAUGGAAAUUUUGUUCAACGAACAUAUAAUUGGGUCAAGACAUUCGGAUAUUAUAACACUACUUUUUAUUGUGGAAGGUAUAGUUGGUUAAGUAGUGUAAGUUCAUUGCCAAAUUUUUUAUUUAACAAGACAUGA